AUGUUUCCUUCGGAGAAUGUUAUUUCCAAUGCUUUUCUCUCCCAGCACCCAUCGAACCGGGCUCCGCAGACUUCCGGUGCUACGGAGUGGAAACGAGAAGCAUUUCCCGCUUGGAGUGUUGUCGAGGAUACCAAAAAGAAGGCAGAUGCCUUUGGCAAAGAAGCUGCGCGCGAAUACAACAUCGUGAGCCAGAAGGCCCAAGCUAAGACCGGCAAGAUCGAGCCAUGGACGGCCAAAUAUUAUGCGUCUUGUACCAUCGGUGGGUUGAUGGCUUGCGGCUUUACUCACACCGCUGUUACUCCAUUGGAUCUCAUCAAAUGCCGGCGCCAGGUUGACUCAUCAAUGUACAAGAGCAAUAUGGAUGCAUUCCGUAAGAUCCGCGCCGCCGAAGGCCUUAGGGGUGUGUUUACCGGCUGGAGUCCCACGUUCUUUGGCUACAGCGCCCAAGGAGCCUUCAAAUAUGGAGGAUACGAAUACUUCAAAAAGUUCUACAGCGAUCUUGUUGGAACUGAAAAUGCGAACCAUUACAAGACAGCUUUGUACCUAACUGCCAGUGCUUCAGCUGAGUUGAUUGCCGACGUUGCGCUCUGCCCGUUCGAGGCUGUGAAAGUCAGGACGCAGACGUCUAUUCCACCCGAGUUCCGCUCUACUUUUGGCGGAAUAUCUGCUGUCAUUGCUAAGGAGGGAACAUCUGGAUUGUAUAAGGGCUUGUAUCCUCUCUGGGGCCGGCAGAUUCCUUACACCAUGAUGAAAUUUGCCUCUUUCGAGAACAUCGUCGCGGCCAUCUAUCACUACCUCCCAGGAAAGAAAUCCGACUAUAACAAGGGCGCGCAGACUGCUGUUGCAUUUUCCGGGGGCUAUCUCGCCGGUAUUCUGUGUGCCAUAGUUUCACACCCUGCGGACGUCCUCGUUUCCAAAUUGAACGCCAAUCGACUACCCGGCGAAGCAUUCGGUGCUGCCACUAGUCGAAUCUACAAAGAGAUCGGCUUUGCAGGUCUAUGGAACGGCCUUCCUGUCAGGAUUGUCAUGAUCGGAACCUUGACCGGUCUCCAAUGGAUGAUCUACGAUUCGUUCAAAAUCUUCAUGGGUCUUCCGACCACAGGAGGAGGCCCAGCGCAGAAGGAGCAACAGUAG
Messenger RNA from Aspergillus versicolor CBS 583.65, 1134 nucleotides. RefSeq names its product putative mitochondrial phosphate carrier protein. The transcript is spliced from 6 exons. NCBI's taxonomy places the organism in Eukaryota, Fungi, Ascomycota, Eurotiomycetes, Eurotiales, Aspergillaceae. The record is from RefSeq and is a predicted model, not a curated record. Gene Ontology annotation, cellular component: mitochondrial inner membrane. Gene Ontology annotation, biological process: mitochondrial phosphate ion transmembrane transport. Gene Ontology annotation, molecular function: phosphate transmembrane transporter activity. The coding region runs from base 1 to 1134 and encodes 377 amino acids.